Polistes canadensis is the source of this 2488-nucleotide messenger RNA. It is a transcript of the gene Sec10, whose product is annotated as exocyst complex component 5. Gene Ontology annotation, biological process: Golgi to plasma membrane transport; exocytosis. The record is from RefSeq and is a predicted model, not a curated record. NCBI's taxonomy places the organism in Eukaryota, Metazoa, Arthropoda, Insecta, Hymenoptera, Vespidae. Bases 182 to 2332 code for a protein of 716 amino acids. The transcript is spliced from 7 exons. Gene Ontology annotation, cellular component: exocyst; cytoplasm.
CACGAUAAAUAUUAAUAGUAGAUUGAACAAAAUUAUUUAUAAUAUUUUUUCUUUUAUUUUCAAUUUUUUUUCAUAAAAUUAAAUCGAAAGAAAUCUAAACGUAGAUAUGAAGACUUCAACAAUAUUUCGAAGUUUUAUAUUGGACAAUAUUUAUUUAUACAUUUGAAACGAACUUUUCAAAAUGAUGCAACAAUAUAUGAAAGAAUUGGAACAAGAGCCUUUUGAUCCAGAAGAAUUUGUUGAACGUCUAGCUUGGAGGACCGUUAAUGAUAAAACAAAAGAUGGAAGCAAAGCAUUUUUUAAUCCUGUCAUUGUACAUGAGACUUUCUUACAAGCUAUUAAAGAUUUACAAAUUUUAGAAGAACGUCAGCAAAAGAAGUGCGACAAGUUAGAAGCUGCUUUAAAGGAUGAAGAAGCUAGGCACGCUUUUGAAAUAUUAGAUUUACAAGAAAGAAAUAAACAUUCGAUUGACUUGUUUCAUCAGUUAGACGAAAGAAUAAAUUCUGUUGCUACAAAAGUUCUUCAUUUAGGAGAUCAAUUAGAAAGUGUUAAUAUACCAAGAGCUAGAGCAGUUGAAGCUCAAAAACUUAUGCGUUAUUUCUCAGAAUUCUUAAGUCCUGGACCUUUAACUGAUACCAUUUUUACAGAUAAAACUUCAUUAGAUGAAGCAGCAGAUGUGAUUCAGAAAUUGCAUCUUAUUGCUCAAGAGUUACCCGCAGACAAAUUUGAACAUGCAAUGAAAAAGAUAAGCAUUAAAUAUGAUGAAAUAGAACGUAAUCUUAUAGAAGAAUUUGUUCAAUCACACAGUCGAGAAGAUGCAGUUAGAAUGAAAGAAUUAGCAUCUGUAUUAUCUCAGUUUAAAGGCUAUUCACAAUGCAUUGAUGCAUUUAUAGAACAAAGUCAAAUGGGUUCAUUUGGUGGGAAGGAUGUGUUUCAAGACGUAAUACCAAUGUGUACAAAAUAUAAUAAAUUAAUGGAACAAGUAUUUUCUAAUCCAGAACAAGUAAUGGCAAAAUUCGUUCUUAACAUCUAUCAUCUACGACUUCAAAAAUAUGCUGUUGCUAAGUUGGCCGAUAAAACUGAUUCUGAUAAGUAUCUCAAAAAUUUACAUGAUUUAUAUGGAAGAACUGUUAAAUUAUCAAAUGAAUUAAAAAUGUUUAAUAUGGGUACUGAUGAUAGUUACCUUAAAAAAUUAACUAGAAAUAUAUUUCAAAAAUAUUUAGAUACUUAUAUCACUACUGAAAUGAAAGCAUUACGAGAGAAAUCAGCAACUUUAUUAAUUGAAUAUUAUGAAUCCAAAAAUCACCAAAAAAAGCAACUGCAAACAGGUAGUUUUCAAGAAUUACGUCGUGAUUUGCAAGCUGCGCUUGCAGCAAGAACAAAUAUAAAUAUUGCACAAAUAGAAGAUUAUGGUGGAGAAACAUUUCUUUCGGAAGAGUUGGCCAUUGCACUUUUACAAAGAAGUAAAAUGGCUUUUCAAAGAUGCCAAUUAUUAUCACAACCCAAUGAUUUAUCUGUAAAUGUGGUUCAAAUUUUUGAAAUAUUCUUACAAUACUUGAUAAAUGAACACGUUGAUUAUGCAUUAGAGCUUGGGUUGCAAAGCGUACCAAUACCAGAAAGUAGAACUCAACCAGAAAUACAUUUUUUCAAUGUUAUGCAUCAGUGCAAUGCAAUAGUUCGUCUUUUGGAAGAACAAUUUAAUGAUAGUGUGCUUCCUCUCAUUAUAGGUACAGCUAAACAUGGAGAAUGUAUAUUAAAAAAAAAAGUUGUAUUAGAUCAAAUUAAUAUGAAAUUAGAUACUGGUUUAGAAAGAAGUAUAAGUGCCAUUGUUGGUUGGGUUAAGAUAUACUUACAAAAUGAACAGAAGAAAACUGAUUUUAAACCUGAUACCGAUGUAGAUACUUUAAGUACUCCAGCUUGCCUAACAGUAGUGCAAUAUGUAACAGGAAUGAUACGUCAGAUUAGAAAUACCCUAGAUGGCAAGAACUUGGAAACUGCUUUAACAGAACUUGGAGUUCGUUUUCAUAAAGUCAUUUAUGACCAUUUACAACAAUUUCAAUUUAAUUCUGCUGGUGCAAUGUGUGCAAUAUGUGACAUGAAUGAAUAUAGAAAAUGUGUUAAAGAACUUGACGUUGAUAUGGUUACAUCAUCAUUUGAUACAUUGCAUGCAUUGUGCAAUUUACUUUUAGUAAAACCAGAAAAUUUAAAACAAGUAUGCUCUGGAGAUCAAUUGGCUGUACUUGACCGUUCAGUUUUACUUAAUUUCAUUCAAUUGAGAACAGACUACAAAACCCAAAAAUUAGCUAAUUGUUUGAAAGGUCUUGCAGCGUGAUAACAUGUAUUCUACGUAUACAAGUUUUAAACAAUGCUGGAAUCUACGUAACGUUGAUUGUAUGUAAUUACUGUUUUUUUGUAUUUAUAGACGUAGAAUCAAAAAUGACUGGCCAGAGGAUGAUCAUUUAAAAUAAAAUAUAUAUACAGAAAAAAA